AUGGCGAACGAUACCCCCGUCUACAUCUUAGGGCUUGGAAGUAUCGGGUGUUUUGUCGCCCAUUCUCUUCGUUCUGGACCCGAGAAAACCCCCAUUACACUCCUGCUUCAUCGAGAGUCUCUGCGCCAUGAAUUCGUCUCCACGGGACAGAAAAUAAACCUGCAGGUCGGGGAUGACGGAGACGUAGACGAACAAUCUGGCUUCAAUGUUGAGGUGUUAGGGUGCGAUUCCACACGCCUAUCGCGCAUUCGUUACCUUAUUGUCACAGUCAAAUCGUCGAUGACAGUAGACGCUAUCAAACCUGUCAAAGAAAGGCUCGGGCGAGAUUCUGUUAUCUGCCUCUUCCAGAAUGGCAUGGGCCAAGUGGAAGAAUUGAAUGAGCAGCUAUUCCCCGACCCAGCUACCCGCCCAACGUAUAUGUUCGGGAUCGUUCGGCACGGCGUCUACCUGAAAGCGGCCUUCCAAGCUGUGUUGGCUGGUCGCAAUGGCUGUGUUUCCCUCGGCUUUAUGGACGCAGAUGGCUCAGACCGAUCCCGGACGAGAAACCGUUUUCUUAUCGAUACUUUGCUCCGAUCAGCAGCUCUUAAUUGCGAGGAAUUAGACUGGACAUGCCUUUUGCGAGAUCAACUCUUCAAGCUGGCAGCGAAUUGCGUCCUCAAUCCUCUCACAGCGCUGCUAGAUGUUCGAAACGGCGUUAUCGCAGAGAUGGCGCAGGUCAGACCAUUAAUAAAGCGCCUCCUACAAGAGAUAUCAACGGUGUUUGGUCGGCUGCCAGAAAUCCAGAACCAUUCUACUCAUGAUCCCUCAUGCUUCUCCCCCACGUCCUUGGAGGCCGUCGUGAUGGACACGAUCAGAAAGACAGCGGCAAACUCCAGCAGUAUGCGGGAGGAUAUCCGUCAAGGGAGACCAACAGAAAUCGAAUUCAUUAAUGGUUGGAUAAUCAAGCGCGGCAGGGAACUGGGGGUCGAAUGUGUGGCCAAUUCAUCUCUAACCGAACUGAUCCGGUCGAAGAGUAGUAUCGCUCAUUAA
Messenger RNA from Aspergillus bombycis, 1029 nucleotides. RefSeq names its product ketopantoate reductase family protein. Gene Ontology annotation, cellular component: cytoplasm; mitochondrion. The record is from RefSeq and is a predicted model, not a curated record. Gene Ontology annotation, biological process: pantothenate biosynthetic process. Lineage: Eukaryota; Fungi; Ascomycota; Eurotiomycetes; Eurotiales; Aspergillaceae. Gene Ontology annotation, molecular function: NADP binding; 2-dehydropantoate 2-reductase activity. Bases 1 to 1029 code for a protein of 342 amino acids. The transcript has a single exon.